This is a messenger RNA of Serendipita indica DSM 11827, 2013 nucleotides long. The record is from the annotation of a GenBank genome assembly. Lineage: Eukaryota; Fungi; Basidiomycota; Agaricomycetes; Sebacinales; Serendipitaceae.
AUGAGCAACCGUUGGCCCGAGAUUGGAAGCACAAUAGAACUAAUAAGGGAUCAAGAUGCAGAUCUAGCACUUGCCCACGAGCUCAUGCGCGAGCGAGCACGACUGGAGCAAGAGUUCGUUGAUGGGCUACGCGCACUGGUCGAAACACACAAACCACGGCCGGGGGAGGCAAACAGAGAGUAUUCAAGGGUACUCAUCACUGCAUUCGAACAAGAAAUCAGGGCUCGCUCGUCGGAUCUCAACCCAAACAUCGCCGAGUACCCUAUUAAGACGGAGCUUUUGGUCGGUUCUAAACUCUCCCAGGCGUUUCACGAUGCACAUAGGACACAUGACGACAAAUAUAAAAAGCUGUUAGCUUCAACGGACGAGCUGAAAGAGUGGUUGAACCGAGACCCGCAGCGGCCCUGGGAGAUGCGAAUGCCAUUAUCGGAGGACACAAAAACAACCAUGAUCAACACAAUUAACACAGAAAUCGAUUGUGCAUCGACUUGUAGUCGGAUAUAUUCCCGAGCGCUUGGUAAAGCGUCAGAUUUACUUCCGCUGAACCAUCGUGCAUCAAUCCAAGAGAAGAUGGAUGCCGAACCAGUCAGCCAGGCACUCAUCCCUGUGGACUACUACAACUGGUUCUUCGAUGGGAAACCCUCACCUCUGCACUUUGGCAUUGGUACUCUACUCCUGAGAUUCUCUUCUAAUUUUAAGUCGCGGGGGAUCCCAGUACAUGAUGUGCUGUGGGCCGAGCGAAGCAGUGAUGCCAGUGGUGUUUCAUACAUGGAUAUUACGUUGUUUGAUCUCGUGCAGUAUGGGCCAGUACUUCCGCUAAACUCACGAGAGUUUGAACGACUGAAGCAUGCGAGCUUGGUGUCUAGCAUAGCAAAUGAGGCGAGGACUAAACCUGAUAUAGGUACAAUCUCUCGUGGCGACUUGAUCGCUCUUUUGGUGCCAGAUGAACCGGUUUGGGAACCGCUAGGAUCUGCAAGGCGCAAAGAAUUGCUCAAGAUGACCAUCAACAAAGUCAGGCCUGACUUGCUCACAUUCCGUUAUGGUUCGGGAAACAUUGUCAAUGCUUUCCAGAGGAAGUGGGAUUUUGAAAACGACAAGCCAAAGCCCAGAGAAACCACUCGCGACUCUGGGUUGGGUCUCGACCUUGGAUGCUGCCUCAUCGAGCGUACUGCUCGAGAUGGGCAAGCUUUUGCCUAUUCCAACAUUUCCAGUCGGUCGUUCUUCACGAGUGGGACCGCGAGCAAGUGGCCGGCUCACUUAAAACCUAUCAAAACUCUUCCACUGAAUGGUUAUGUGCGAUAUAAUAGCGGUACAAAACGUCCUUUCGACCCUAUGGCAGCCGCACGAGCUCGACAUGCCCAACGAAAUCGGACACUGCUUAUGUACAGCACCGCAACGAUUCUCGUCGUCUUGGGAGGAACAUACGCCGCCGUGCCGCUUUACCGUGCAUUCUGCGCCGCGACGGGCUUUGGUGGGACACCCAAGACGGCUAUGGGACAAUUCGAACCAGAGAGACUACACCCCGUGACUGGAGCGCGUAGGAUCAAAGUUACUUUCAACUCUGCGACGAGCGACGCGCUUCCAUGGAAGUUUACUCCCCAGCAAAAACAUGUUUGGGUACUCCCCGGUGAAACGAGCUUGGCGUUUUAUACGGCGAAGAAUACGUCCAACGAAGAUUUGAUUGGUAUCGCGACUUAUAAUGUCUUGCCUGAUAGGGUCGCACCGUAUUUCGCCAAAGUCGAGUGCUUUUGUUUCGAAGAGCAGAAAUUACUCGCUGGAGAGGAAGUCGACAUGCCGCUUUUCUUCUUUAUCGACAAGGAUAUUCUCGAUGAUCCCAAUGCGCGUAAUGUAACAGACGUGGUACUGAGUUACACAUUCUUCAAAGCUCGUCGAAACAAGCAUGGUCAGCUUGAGCCUGAUGCACCGAAAGAUGUGGUCGACGCAUCGAUGGGAUGGUCGGAAUACGAGCAUGCAAAGUCGACAGAGGAAUCCUCAGAGUCGAAAUCGAGCUAG